AUGACUUUCAAAGAUUUUAGUAAGAAAGGGUUAAAGUUGUUACAAAUUUUGGGAGUUUUCCAUGUUUUUCAUGAGUAUCUCCUAGAUUUCUGUAUAGCUGUUGGUCCAUCAAUGUUGCCAACAAUUGGACCCUCAAAUGAAAUUUUAAUAUAUGAACGUCUCAGCAGAUGGUUUCCAAACUUCAAGUUGAAAUAUUGGCCAAAAUUAAAUAUAAAUAGAAAUGAUAUUGUAAUUGCAAUAUCAAAAGAUGAUCCAGAAAUAAGGAUCUGUAAAAGAGUUCUAGCAAUCGCCAAUGAUUUAGUUACUGUAUGUCCAGAUUUUACAAUCAUCUCUAAAUUAGGAGAUAUUCACAGUACAGAUGUUGCUACUUUUACUCAAUGUUCAACUUAUUUUGUACCUCCCGGAUAUGUAUGGCUACAGGGUGAUAAUAGUAAGUGUUCCCGUGAUUCAAGACACUACGGACCUGUACCUAAACCAAUGAUUUUUGGGAAAAUUUUAUAUAAGAUUUGGCCUCCCAAUUUAUGGGGAUAA
Molecule: messenger RNA, 531 nt
Organism: Cryptosporidium muris RN66
Lineage: Eukaryota; Apicomplexa; Conoidasida; Eucoccidiorida; Cryptosporidiidae
Product: signal peptidase I family protein
Exons: 3
Coding region: 1-531 (176 amino acids)
Cellular component (GO): membrane; mitochondrial inner membrane peptidase complex
Molecular function (GO): serine-type endopeptidase activity
Source: RefSeq, a predicted model, not a curated record